CAGGCAUGGCAGUCGAUCACCGAUAGAUUCAUAAUCACAACAGAGCCGCACAGACAGCUGGAGACACCCGACAGAUCUGCUCAGAAGUUCCUUGACAAGUCACCAAUAAGUUUCCUUGGACUUUUCAUCAACAGUUGGAUGUUAUGGCGGACAGUGAGGACAUCUUUCUCAGGGCUAAACAUCGGACCUUCAGCGGACUGACUGAAGAUGUGGAGAGCAAGUGGACCGGCCCUUUUUUCUUCAUCCAGGCGGCUGACCCCCAGCUGGGGCUGAUGAAGGCCUGGAAAGAUGGCGAUUGUGACGGAGGAGGGGACGAGUGGGCGGAGGAGGUGGAGCUCACCAAGCAGGCGGUGGAGGCCGUGAACCAGCUGAGACCCAGACCCAGGUUCAUGGUGCUGUGUGGGGACCUGGUGCACGCCAUGCCAGACACCCCAUUCAGAGACGGUCAGGAGCGGGACCUGAAGGAGGCCCUGAAGGGGACGGACCCCUCCAUCCCGCUGGUGAUCGUCAGUGGGAACCAUGACCUGGGUAACACCCCCACCGCCAGGACGAUGGAGCAGUUCUGCACUGCCUGGGGGAACGACUACUUUAGCUUCUGGGUGGGUGGAGUCCUCUGCCUGGUUCUCAACUCCCAGCUGUUCUACGACGCCUCGGCCUGCCCUCAGCUGAAGGAGGCCCAGGAGACGUGGCUGGAGGAGCAGCUGAGCCGAGCCUCCUCCUCAGCGGAACCCAAACCCAAACACGUCCUGGUGUUCCAGCACAUUCCUCUGUACCUGAAGACCCCCGAUGAGGAGGACGACUACUUCAACCUGAAGAGGAAGGUCCGACAGAGCCUGCUGGACCGGUUCAAGAGGGCAGGGGUGAAGGCGGUGUUCUCGGGGCAUUAUCACCGGAACGCCGGCGGCUGCCACGACGGACUGGACAUGGUGGUGAGCUCGGCCAUCGGCUGCCAGCUGGGCGACGACAUGCACGGCCUCCGGGUGGUGGUGGUGACCGCCGACGCUAUCGUGCACCGCUACGUCAGCCUGGAGCAGCUGAGCGCGGGGGGCAUGGACGAAGACCUCCGGAAGCUGCUGCAGGGCUGAAGGUCAGAGGAGGGGGGAACUGGGGCUCGGAAAACUGGGAGAAAUCUCAGUUUCUUUUUAGUUUUGAUUAUGCCGCUCUGAGCCCUCUGUUCUGCGAGGCACACAAGAAGGAUUUACAUGUUGUAUUUCUCUUUAGAGUCCUUCCAUAAUGUUGUCAGACUGAAACUAAUAGACAUCAUUUAGCAUUUGAUUUUAAUGGACAUACAUUGACUGUUGCACACACAAACUUCCAUGCUGAAAAACACCAACGUUUCCCCCUUUAAAACCAACAAUGAAACUACAUGCCAGCUAACACUCUCAAAUGUACAGGGUUUUAUUUCCUCUCCGCCCCUGCCGACUCAAAAGGGGCCACAAAGGCAUAUACAACCGUGUUUGAAGUCAGCUGUUGUCCGUGUGACUUCAAAUCCAUCCAAACUUUUGCAUCGUUAAGGAAAACUUGGCUAAAUUCUCUUCAGGAAUGUUUAAAGACUGUUGAAAGGCAUUAUGGGAAAUGUAGGAAAUCGUACUGUAUAUAAAAGUGGAUCGGACAGGUUGAUAAGAAGGAUUUAGUUUAAUGUUCUGUCAGUAUUUAAAGGUUGAACUUAUCUGGAAUGACCCUAAAUAUCCAGCAGUUUUCCCUGUGCUUGCUUUUGCUGCAAACUAAUCACAAACCAUAAUGUGUGUGUGUGUUUGUCCGGUACGAUGUUAAGCUGUAGAGCUUCUCCUGACUUGAUAAGACGAGAACAUGUUUUAGGUAGUCGUUCAAUAUGUGUUUGCUUGAUAAGAUCCGUAUCAAUUGCAACAAAAAUGAGGAUGUUUUUUUUACUUAAAGGUAGUAAUACUAAGGAACUCAGUCCUAGUUUGAUAAAGAAAUGUUCAAAUCUGAUUUCUUUCUUCAAUUAAGGCACCUUUUUUGAUAAAUGCUAUAGCCCUAGCUUCUGGGACGAGUAAGCAGUCUUUUCUUUUACAGUUAUAUCAUUUAUAUGAGAAAAGCAGCAGUCGGACAUUUGCAUUUUGCAUUAGAGGUUACAAUAACUCAAUGAAGCUCUGAUACAAAGUCAGGACAGCUCUCCUCUUAGCGAGGGUAAAGGAAAUCAAACCAAAAUGGAUGAAAAUGAACACCAUCUACUAUGUGAAGACAGUACCAGGAAUAAGGAUCCCUUAGAAACACCAGUAAUAAUCAUUUCCUCUCUCUUUAAUGUGUGUGCUUGUUGGGCAGCAGACUUUGAAACCCAUUACUCUGAAUUAUUAUGUGUUGCAUGUUGGUUCUCUGUGGAUCGAACCGAUGCGAGGAAAAUAUUUCAUCAUUGGACCAGGAAUUAAAAUCUGGAUCUGUGAAGCAACACUGAAACCUCACCUCAUCAGCGCAGUUACAUUAGAGUCCCUAUAAUGAAGGAAAUACGGCGCACUUCACAAACUAUGAAGCUUAGGUCCUUGCUGGGAUCUCAGUUAAAACAAACACAACCCAAAAACGUUCCCAGGUAACGAAUAACUGAAUUAAACAGGAUAAAGAAAUACUUCAAAAAAUCCAAAAAUAAAGUUGAAAAUAAACAAAAAUUAAAUAAGAACUAAUGGGAAUUAAAGAAGAAUACAAUAAGAAUAGAAUCAUAUCAACUAAAGAGUGUAAGUCAGUGUUAUAAUUGUCUUUCUUUUGUUCAGUCACCGCUGAGACGCAGCUGCAGGCUCAUACAGAAACUCACGUCUUUAAAGCGACGAUUCUGCAAGAAAUGACUUUCUCUCUGAGCCCUAAAUGACUCUACUCCAUUGCACUAUCCACACACACACACACACACACACACACACACACACACACACACACACACACACACACACACACACACACUCAUAGUGACCCACUGAGUUGUCAUGGCAACCCUUUAGCAACACAUCCAUGUCUGGCUGUGUGUGUGUGUGUGUGUGUGUGUGUGUGUGUGUGUGGUCUGUAGGUGAUUUUCCAUCAGUGACCUCAUUUCACACUGACGGUUCUGUCUCUAUUCCGAAAAGUCAAAAUGUG
Messenger RNA from Eleginops maclovinus (Patagonian blennie), 3078 nucleotides. RefSeq names its product calcineurin-like phosphoesterase domain containing 1 (gene cpped1). Gene Ontology annotation, molecular function: hydrolase activity. Lineage: Eukaryota; Metazoa; Chordata; Actinopteri; Perciformes; Eleginopidae. The record is from RefSeq and is a predicted model, not a curated record.